Molecule: messenger RNA, 5372 nt
Organism: Salvelinus fontinalis (brook trout)
Lineage: Eukaryota; Metazoa; Chordata; Actinopteri; Salmoniformes; Salmonidae
Product: iduronate 2-sulfatase-like
Exons: 9
Coding region: 170-1852 (560 amino acids)
Molecular function (GO): iduronate-2-sulfatase activity
Source: RefSeq, a predicted model, not a curated record
AGGUCCUUUCAGCCAGGAAGGUAUUUCAGUACACACGACGCGAUCAAUGUUUUGACACAGUCAUUAGUAGUCGCGUGUGUGUAUAUGUCCAUGCAAUACCCUUAUAGACCAUGCACGAGCUUCAUUAGCUUAACAGUUUCUUAGCUUUGAGAAGCUGCGUUGCCUCACGAUGUCUCUGUCUGUCCAGAAAUGGGUUUGCGUCCUGAUUCUGUGUAUGUUCUCUCAUGACGUUGUUGCAAAAACAGUUAGGCGCAACGUUCUCUUCAUCAUGGCUGACGAUUUGAGACCAACAUUAGGAUGCUACGGGGAUCCUAUUGUAAAGUCCCCAAACAUUGAUCAACUUGCCUCUAAAAGUAACGUCUUUCUCAACGCAUAUGCCCAGCAAGCAGUGUGUGGACCAAGUCGAACCUCCUUGCUAACAAGUCGUAGACCUGACACAACCCGGUUAUAUGACUUUAACUCCUACUGGAGAGUGCAUGCGGGGAACUACACCACUCUCCCUCAGUACUUCAAGUCAAAGGGCUACACCACCAUGUCGGUUGGAAAGGUUUUUCACCCAGGCAUAGCCUCUAAUCACUCGGAUGAUUACCCGUACAGCUGGUCUGUACCUCCUUAUCAUCCUCCCUCUUUCAAGUAUGAAAAUAUGAAGGUUUGCAAGGGCAGUGAUGGCAAACUGCAUGCCAACCUGCUGUGCUCAGUUAAUGUGUCUGAAACCCCUCUUGGGACACUGCCAGACAUGGAGAGCACAGAGGAGGCCAUCAGGCUGCUCAAGUCCACAAGGGAUUCUGGCAAGAAUUUCUUUCUGGCUGUUGGAUUCCACAAACCUCACAUUCCCUUCAGAAUCCCACAGGACUUCUUGACACUCUAUCCCCUGGAUAAGAUGAGCCUGGCUCCAGACCCUGACGUUCCUAAAGGCCUCCCCAGCGUGGCCUACAAUCCCUGGACUGACAUCAGGAAAAGGGAAGAUGUCCAAGCUCUAAACAUCAGCUUCCCAUACGGGCCAAUCCCAAAGGAUUUCCAGCUCCAGAUUCAACAGCACUAUUAUGCGUCUGUGUCAUACAUGGACUCCCAAGUGGGUCGGUUGUUGAAUACUCUGGAUUAUCUUGGCCUGGCUGAAGACACUGUUGUGGUCUUUACAUCUGACCAUGGCUGGUCACUUGGGGAGCAUGGAGAAUGGGCCAAAUACAGCAACUUUGACGUGGCCACUCGCGUUCCACUAAUGUUCUACGUAGCCGGUAUGACUGCAGUCCGUCCUUGGCCAGAGGACGAGACCUUCCCCUACAUGGAUGUGUUUGUCCCAACACCGCAUCGCUUCACACAAGGAGGAAGAGUGAGCAACGUGAACGAGCUGCUAGACGUCUUCCCCACUGUGUCUGUCCUGGCUGGGCUGAAGCCCCCGCUCCCCUGUCCCGACAACUCCUUCGACGUGGAGCUCUGUACCGAGGGACGCGACUUGACCAACACCUUCAACAACGACAACAGAAAGAAGUCUGAUGGCAUUGCCUUCAGCCAGUACCCCCGGCCCGCCGACACCCCCCAGGAGAACUCAGACCUGCCCGACCUGAAGGACAUCCGGAUAAUGGGCUAUUCUCUACGCUCCUGGGACUAUCGCUUCACCGUGUGGGCGGGCUUCGACCCAGCUAGCUUCCAUGCUAACCUGUCAGACGUGCACGGUGGGGAGCUUUACCUCCUGGAGGAAGACCCAGGCCAGGACCACAACCUGUACAACAGCUCUGAGUACAGCCUGCUGCUCUGCAAGCUGGGCCUGGGCCAGCAGCAGCCCUGGGCACAGACCCUCAAACAACACCUCCUAUACCUCACUGCAGGGACUAAAUCUAAAGGGAUGGCAUGAUGCUUUGUGUAAUGAACUAUUCAGGAGGGAAGAUCUUUAUUUUUGCUGUGUUCAUAAGGGAUGUUUCCAUUCUAGGCAAGUGCCUAUUACUAGAUUGUUUCAGCUUCUAUUGGCACUUUAGGUAGUUAACCAUUAGCGUAUGGUUAACCUACAAUACAGGGUUUUUAGGUGUAGUCAUUCUCUUAGCAGUUCAGGUUUCUGAAUGUCGAUGGUGAAUUUCAAUGGCAAGAAUUUGACACCAGCUCUAAAUCGAACAUGAACGGGGAUCUAUUGGAGUUAUCAGUAGGCUAGGUUUGAAAUCAGUAGACUUAUUUUUCAAGCUUAAGGUAUGUUUUCCUAAUGUACUGUAACAAACUGUGAUGGUGAAAUGUGUAUAAUAUAGGGAAAGAUCAUUAGGGUCAACAUGGAGGUGUUGGUGAACAUGCUGAACUGGAAAACUAUCCACGUUCAUACUUUGCACACAGAUACUUUUUUGAAACAUGUACAAGUAUGAAUUUCUAAAAUGUAUUCAAUCCAAAUAAUCAUGUCUCUUUUUUGGGGGGGAUAUUCUUGUUAAUGUACAGUAGAAGGAAAAUACUGGGGUGCAUCCUUGUGUUCAGAACCAGCAGACAGGCUUCAUUGCGAGCUGGGCUGGAAAAUUCCAGUCUUGUUUUUUGCAGUCUGAAAGUGAGGUCAGGCCAGUUGGAGAUGGAUCCAUGGGCUGAUUGAAGCUUAUUUUAAUUGCUCGCGCCAAAGGGGAAUUUCAUUUGUGCUCCAACUUUUAUCUGUGAUUUUAAUUCUCUUUCAACUCCUGUUUCCAAGUUCUGCUAGAGAAUGUUCCCCAGUUAGGUUUCUUCCCCUGUGAAUGAGGCAGUGUCUUUCAGCUCCCAGACAGUGCUAUCUGGAGAGAAUGUGCAACUCCUCAAACAUAUUGUCCAAAAGUAAUUAUUCUUACUACUCAACUAGUCCUACAUACAAAUGUGUAAUCUUCACUACAUAUUUUGUAAGAGUGGAUCUACUGAAGUAAUUUAAGGUAGCGCAUACACUAAAAUAGGUUUAUUUGACUUGAAUCUGUCAGGCACUGACACUCAACCUUGAGUUGCACCACCAUCCCGAUGUGAAAUGACAGGGGAGAGCAUCACUCACACAGGGAUGUUAUUACCCUUAAGUAGACAAUGUGACCUAACACUGAUAGACAAUGGGCAUUAACCAUGCAAACCUGUUAAUAUGAUUAAACAAGGAAUCAAUGUGGAUGUGGUAAUGGAUCACUGCUUAAGAUAAUUAUUACUUUGCUACAACCAAGUGAUGUGUGUGGUGAAUAUCUGUUACAUCCAGGGUUGGUUUUGAAAGUCACAUGCAGAUUGGUUGUGUUUAGGAAUCAAGCCCCAUUUGUUGGUAUUUAACAAAUCCAUAUCAAAUUAGUGUCACUUUGUCUUGUUGAUUCAGAUGCACCUUAUUAGGGUAGCAGGUAAUGGCAAUUUAUUCAUGAAAAACAUGCUUGAUGACGAUCAAUGAAUUGAGAGAAAGUUGCUGAAAACCAAAUCUUUGUUUUGGAAACGACUCAAGUUGCAGCAGCAGGACCCUGCUGGAGGAGGGAGAGUAAAGAUGUCUUUUUCAGCCUGAUGUUAAACCCACAAAAGACAGCUAGACUGUUAGGAACUAGUCUGACAACUAUUACCCCGGCAAUCAGAGCGACUUGGCGAUCAUGAGCAAGCUUUCUCUCAUGAAGUGCUCAUUCUUUUGAAUGCUGUCUGUCUCCAUAGUCUGGUAUUGAGAUUGGUUAUGGCUCACAGCAACUAUUCAAAACAACUGGCCUACACCAGUAAUUCAAUAUGAACUCAGAUUUGCAAAAAUGCCCAAUGUUAUGUUUUAUCAUUGAUUUAGUGUAUCUUUUUUGUCUGCCCUUGCCUGCAGAAUAUGGUAAUUAGAAACGUUAUUAUUCCUCAAACUCAAAACUGUAUUAUAUGUACACUAUGUAUGUUUGCAUGAAAUGCACUAUGUCUCGAGGGCAAAUGUGCCUACUCCUUGUAGCUUGGCUGAGAGGAGCAGCUGGUAGACAGUGUUUCUCUCCAGAGGGUGUUGUACUGUAGGAUAUGGCUGGUAGACAGUGUUUCUCUCUAGAGGGUGUUGUACUGUAGGAUAUGGCUGGUAGACAGUGUUUCUCUCCAGAGGGUGUUGUACUGUAGGAUAUGGCUGGUAGACAGUGUUUCUCUCCAGAGGGUGUUGUACUGUAGGAUAUGGCUGGUAGACAGUGUUUCUCUCCAGAGGGUGUUGUACUGUAGGAUAUGGCUGGUAGACAGUGUUUCUCUCCAGAGGGUGUUGUACUGUGGGAUAUGGCUGGUAGACAGCAGUGCUCCAGUGAAUGGUGUAGCAGAUAUUACAGCCCAGGAUCUGAUGCCCUCCAUCUGGCCUAGUGAGGCAGAGCGCCAGCCAGGCCAGCAGAGAGUCUUUGCCCCCCUCCUCCCCUCCCUUUUCUAUCACCCCCUCUCUUCUGGCACAGUGAAACUGAGAUGUAGCCCACAGCCAGAGCAGAGGACUAUCUCAGUAGUGAACAUGUUGACAGCUGUGUUUAACAAAGCCAUCUGGGAUAGGAGACAAGUGGUCACUACUAUGCUCUCAACAUACAGUAGCAAUAAGGGGAUAUUUAAGUGUUGAUAAUGGAUAGCCCUUAUACGUCUCAAAGAAUACAAUGCUUUUGUUUGUAAGAUUAUAUUUAUUUAUAUAUAUAUAUAGAUAUAUAUCCUGAACAAAAAUAUAAAGGCAGCAUGCUACAAUUUCAAAGGUUUAUGGCGUUAUAGUUCAUAUAAGGAAAUCAGUCAAUUGAAAUAAAUUCAUUAGGCCCUAAUCUAUGGAUUUCACAUGACUGGGCAGGGGCGCAGCAUAGGGAACCAGGCCCAGCCAAUCAGAAUUAGUUUUUCCCUAAAAAAGGGCUUUAUUACAGACAGAAAUACUCCUUAACACCCAACCCCUCCCCCAAUUAUCUAAAACAAUGUUGGAGGCGGCUUAUGGUAGAGAAAUCAACAUGACAUUCUCUGGCAACCGCUCUGGUAGACAUUCCUGCAGUCAGCAUGCCAAUUGCACAGUCCCUCAACUUGAGACAUCUGUGGCAUUGUGUUGUGUGACAAAAAAACUCCGCUUACACUAUUGUACUGGUCAGUUCUUUAAAUAGACCUACUAUCUUUGACUCUUGUUUACCCGACUGUCUGUAUUUAAUGAGUAACUUCAAAGAUGCAUAAUUCAUCUUUUUUUUACCUCCUUUUCUACUGACAGCUGCCAUAUGUUUCAUUUCAGUCAUAAUCAUUUCCAUGGAGAUGCAUUACAAAGUUAAACAGAUCCAGAGUUGACGCUCCAUGUGAAAACAUUCCAUAUCAGACAAUUACGUGAAGUUACUAAUAAAACCUACUAAGAUUUUCAGACAAACAUAAUAUUGCUGUCUGAAAUUGUUAUUCAAAUGUGUAUGCCAAUAUCAAUUAAUAUGCAAAUGGUUUUUGUGGUGAAUUUGCUAUAGGUUUUAUGAAUAAAGAUGACCCAAUUUCCAAAA